AUGUCCGUACCACGCAUACAAUUUAAAACUCUGAAAGGCUUUCCGCCAGCCGUUGAGAAAAAAGUUGAGACGGAAGCUUUUCUCGAAGCAGCCAAGGAAAUCGUUACCGUUAUUGAGUCAUUUGGCAAACUCUUUACACCUGUAAUAAAUGAUAUGAAUGGCAAUAUUACGAAACUGACAAAGGUGUAUAGCAAGGACAAAACAAAGUAUGUCUACCUGGAAGAUGUGGUAAUAUUGAAUGUGAACGUGGAUACUUAUGCUGCGGAUGCACUGUUGUGGCUGAAACGUGGUCUACAAUUGAUUUGCACCUUUUUCGAAAACAUUUUCUAUGAUGCACAGGCAACAGAGGUUUUGAAGCUGCAUCUGCAGAAUGCGUACGAGCGUACACUGAAGCCAUAUCAUGGCUUCUUGGUACAGAGCACAAUAAAAAUAAUCUACAACUGGGUACCAACACGUUCACAGCUCAUUGGACAGGGUGAGGCGCACGAUGAGAAUCUGCAAGUGUUGGAGAAAUAUUUGCCAGUGAUGCGUAGUCAUUUGAAUCGCGUAGACGCGCUGCUAAAGAAAUACAAUUUAGAUGAUGCGAAGGUGUGAGGGAUCGGGAAUGUAUUGGGAACACGCAGAUGUGUGUCUUGUUUUUGUUGGUUUUUACAAAAUUGAUUUUAGAUAAUUUUUAUUUAGAGGCUUCAUUGAUGAGAAUUAUUGCAAUUAUGAAUGAGUUAGGCCAGUUUUAUAGAGCUAACUUACAUUUGUGUAGUAUUUAUGCCUAAGCAUUUUACGUUUUUAUUGAAUGUAUUUAAUUUUAUACUUACCGAUUUAAAAUCUGUGCAAUCCUAGUUGCCCUUAGUUGUCAACUAUGUAUUUAUUUAUUUUUAGUUCUUUAAUAGGAAAAAAAUAAACAUUUAUGUAUUUACA
Molecule: messenger RNA, 915 nt
Organism: Anastrepha ludens (Mexican fruit fly)
Lineage: Eukaryota; Metazoa; Arthropoda; Insecta; Diptera; Tephritidae
Product: glycolipid transfer protein
Exons: 4
Coding region: 1-594 (197 amino acids)
Biological process (GO): intermembrane lipid transfer; ceramide transport
Cellular component (GO): membrane; cytosol; cytoplasm
Molecular function (GO): ceramide 1-phosphate binding; ceramide 1-phosphate transfer activity
Source: RefSeq, a predicted model, not a curated record